AUGACAUUGUGGAGAGCGGCGUCAAAUUGCUUAGCAACCAAAUCGAAUCUCUGCAUUAAGAAGGUACUGAAUGAUAACAAUUGCCCUUUGUGUGGCGUCUUCGCCGAAACUGAGCUGCAUUUGUUAGUCUCUUGUCAAUUUGCUUGGGCUUGUUGGGAGUUUUCUGGAUUUAUUGCAGCUGAUAGCAAUCCCGUGUCCUUGCUGUCAUGGCUUAGUUCCAACGCUGCCCGAAUGGAUGAUGAGAAGUUAAGCCGAGUCGUCAUGUUGUGUUGGGCAAUAUGGUCAGCCAGAAAUGAUCUCCUUUGGAAGAAUCGGGCUCGAAGUGUAAAAAGUGUGGUUGAUUUUGCUCAAUCAAGUUUGCACCAGUUUUUGAAGGCUCGGGCGAAGCAACUUACCUCUGCGCCUCGAAAGCCUGGUGAUGCCUCGGAGAUCUGGACCAAGCCGACUGUAGGCAUCAAGUUGAACGUUGAUGCAGCUCUCUUUGUUCAAGAACUCAAGCAUGGAUACGGCUGCGUGAUUCGAAAUACUGAUGGUGACUUGGUUUCUGUUUUCGCUGGUGCAAAGCAAGGCAAAGUUUCACCUGAAAUUGCAGAAGCUAUGGGCAUUAGAGAAGCGUUAAGUUGGUUGAAAAAUCACAACUUUUCCCACGCUACUGUUGAAUCCGAUAGCCUGGUUUGUGUGGCUGCUAUCCGAAGCAAUGAGAAGCUUAAUUCUGGGUUCGGUUUUAUUGUGGAAGAGUGCAAGUUAAUCCUUAGAAGUUUAUUAAAUGUUACUUUAUGUUUUGUCAAUCGUUCUGCGAAUCGUGCCGCGCAUUAUAUUGCCCGACACUCUUUGUCUCUAGCUGAACGAAUAGUUAUUGAGAUUUAUGGUAUGUGUGCUCGUUUCUGGUGGGGUGGUGAUAAUGAUUUUCGCAAAAUGCACUUGGGUACAUGGCCUCACCUUUGUUGGCAUAAAUCUAAUGGUAGAAUGGGGUUUCGUAACAUGUUUCUUUUUAAUCAGUUUCCCUUUGCGAAACAAGCAGGUCGACUCUAUGAUAGUCUUGAUUCUUUGGUUGCUUGUGUGAUGAAAGGCUUUUAUUACCCACAUAGCUCGAUUGUGAAUGUUCUUGAAAUCAAACGUGCCUCUUUCUUAUGGAAGAGUGUCUUAUAUGGGGCCGUGAUUUAUGGAAGAAAGGGGUAA
Messenger RNA from Cannabis sativa, 1179 nucleotides. RefSeq lists its product as uncharacterized. Bases 1 to 1179 code for a protein of 392 amino acids. The record is from RefSeq and is a predicted model, not a curated record. The transcript is spliced from 3 exons. Lineage: Eukaryota; Viridiplantae; Streptophyta; Magnoliopsida; Rosales; Cannabaceae. Gene Ontology annotation, molecular function: RNA-DNA hybrid ribonuclease activity; nucleic acid binding.